This is a messenger RNA of Manihot esculenta (cassava), 1735 nucleotides long. Its product is annotated as mitochondrial arginine transporter BAC2. NCBI's taxonomy places the organism in Eukaryota, Viridiplantae, Streptophyta, Magnoliopsida, Malpighiales, Euphorbiaceae. Gene Ontology annotation, molecular function: transmembrane transporter activity. The coding region runs from base 578 to 1507 and encodes 309 amino acids. Gene Ontology annotation, biological process: transmembrane transport. The record is from RefSeq and is a predicted model, not a curated record. The transcript has 2 exons.
GUUUCGUUCCUUUCUUGCAAGAAAGAAACACAGCAACCAUACCAUAAACGUGGUCUCUGUGCUCUCCAGGUUCUUGCGUUGCUCUUUAUCUCUCUCUCUCUCUCUCUCUCUCUCUCUCUCUCUCUCUCUCUUGUUGAAGAUUAAGUUCUUGAAUUCAACGUCUUUCAAAAGAAUUGAUUUUUCUUUUCUUAUUUGAUAUUUUCCUCGCAAGAAAUGAGGUGGAUGGAUUAAGAAGGAAAGCGAAAGCGAAAGCGAAAACGUUUAGAAACAGAAGCUUUUUUUUUAAAGCCUUUUCCAGAUUUGAAAAGGAAGAGUGCAUGAAAAGGAAAAUUAGCUAUGCAUAUUAAUUAGGCAGCAGUACACGUGAUAUUGGGAAAAGAGUGGACGGUGAUUUAGGAACAGGAAAUAGUUUUCGAAGCUGUAAAUACGUGUAAGCAAAGAAGAUUAUAGAUAUUAGUUGAUUGAUUUGUUACAGGUCUUUUGCAUACGACAAAGCAAAUCAAGAAUUGGGUUUAUGUCAAAACCAAGAAAAGUUUCCAGAUUUUGAGUUGUUCCCAGGAAUGAGAAAGAGGCUAUAAUGGAUUUUUGGCCAGAGUUUCUUGCUAACAGUUGGGGUAAAGAAUUUGUUGCCGGAGGUUUUGGUGGCGUUGCAGGAAUAAUUUCUGGAUAUCCACUUGAUACUUUGCGUAUCCGGCAACAACAGAACUCCAAUUCUGGCUCUGCCUUGAGUAUCCUCCGCCGCGUUAUCGCCGCCGAGGGGCCUGGUGCCCUUUACAGAGGGAUGGGUGCACCCCUGGCAUCAGUUACCUUUCAGAAUGCCAUGGUUUUCCAGAUCUACGCUAUUCUUUCUCGAGCAUUUGACUCGUCUGUUUCAGUUAAUGACCCUCCUUCCUACAAAUGUGUGGCUUUAGGAGGAGUUGGCACAGGAGCUUUACAGAGUUUGAUGCUUUGUCCUGUAGAACUGAUAAAGAUACGCCUUCAAUUGCAGGACAAAAGUCAUGAAAAAACCCCUCAAAUCAACUGUCACAAAGGUCCCAUUAGUGUUGCCAGGAGCAUACUUAGGACAGAAGGCUUCAAAGGAAUUUACCGAGGCUUUUCCAUCACAGCUCUUAGAGAUGCACCUGCUCAUGGCUUCUACUUCUGGACAUAUGAGUACAUGAGAGAGCAGCUUCAUCCUGGCUGCAGAAAAAAUGGCCAAGAAAGCUUAAGAACAAUGCUGAUAGCUGGAGGACUAGCAGGAGUUGCAAGUUGGGUCUGCUGCUAUCCAUUAGAUGUUAUAAAAACCAGGCUGCAAGCUCAAACAUCAUCUUCCCCACAGAAAUAUAAUGGCAUUCUGGAUUGUUUGAGCAGAAGUGUUAAAGAGGAAGGUUACAGCGUGCUCUGGCGUGGCUUGGGAACUGCUGUUGCAAGAGCUUUUGUCGUGAAUGGAGCAAUAUUUUCUGCUUAUGAGAUUGCACUGAGGUGUUUAUUCAACAAUGGAAGCAUUCAAACAGAGAACACAAUCUAGUGGCAAUCCAAGAAUUGCAUAUGGCAUUCAUUUGCUUUUCAACACUGCUUCACUCAUCUCUAGCAAAUUGGAGCCUUCCCCUUUUUGCACUAAUGGUGCAAGGAUUCUUUGAGCCCCUGAUUAAAUACCCACAUGAGAAAGUUAAUAUGUAGUUUUCAUUUUGUUUCUAGAGAAAAGCAAGAGACAUGGUAAUGAAGAUUUUGUCCCUGCAUGGGACUUCAAUCUCUC